Messenger RNA from Bufo bufo (common toad), 5375 nucleotides. RefSeq names its product ubiquitin protein ligase E3 component n-recognin 2 (gene UBR2). Lineage: Eukaryota; Metazoa; Chordata; Amphibia; Anura; Bufonidae. Gene Ontology annotation, molecular function: ubiquitin protein ligase activity; zinc ion binding. Gene Ontology annotation, cellular component: cytoplasm; ubiquitin ligase complex. The record is from RefSeq and is a predicted model, not a curated record. Gene Ontology annotation, biological process: ubiquitin-dependent protein catabolic process via the N-end rule pathway.
UUCCGCUUUCGGUGCAGUCUCCUGCUAAGCGAAGAUGGCGUCUCCGUUGCGGGAGCCCGAGGAGCUGGGCACGGAGAGCGAGCUGCUGGGCUGCUCCGCCCGGGACGUCGCCCUGAAAUGGCUCCAAGCAACGGAUCUUCCCAAAGAAGUCUACCAGCACCUGGCCUACUAUGUCCCCAAAAUCUACUGCAGACAAGCGGAUCCGGUCACAGAUCACGAGGAGAUGUUGGCACAGCACACACUGCUGGGGGCACUGGAGUGGUAUCUGUGCGGGGAGGAUCCUGCCAUUGGCAUGCAGAAGCUGGAACAAGCAAGCAAACCGUCCCAGCUCUGCGGCCGCGUGUUCAAAGUGGGAGAACCAACAUAUUCCUGCAGAGAUUGUGCAGUGGAUCCAACAUGCGUCUUGUGCAUGGAGUGUUUCCUGGGAAGUGCCCACAGAGAGCACCGAUACAGGAUGACCACAUCAGGAGGAGGAGGCUUCUGUGACUGUGGAGAUGCUGAAGCAUGGAAAGAAGGACCCUACUGCCAGAAGCAUGGCCUUAACAUUUCUGAAAAUGAAACUGAGGAUCCUCUUAUUAACUUGUCAGAUGAUAUGGUGGCACGGGCGUACAACAUUUUUGCUAUCAUGUUUCAAUACACAGUGGACAUACUCACAUGGGAAAAGGAAAAUGAGCUGCCUCCAGGAUUGGAGCAUACGGAGAAAGAAGACAAUUAUUACUGCAUGCUUUUUAAUGAUGAAGUCCAUACCUAUGAGCAGGUUAUCUACACCCUGCAGAAAGCUGUGAAUUGUAGCCAGAAGGAAGCCAUUAGUUUUGCAACAACUGUGGAUCGAGAUGGACGGCGAUCUGUGCUUUAUGGAAGUUUCCAAAGCUGUGAUCAAGCAAAAUCUGUUAUAGUGAGAAACACCAGUCGUCAGACGAAGCCUCUUAAGGUUCAAGUCAUGCAUUCAGCUAUUGUGGCCCACCAGACAUUUGGACUCAGAAUCCUCAGCUGGCUUGGUCAAAUAAUUGGUUACUCAGAUGGAUUAAGACGAAUUCUGUGUCGAGUCGGUUUGCAGGAGGGCCCAAAUGGUGAAAACUCCUCUUUAGUGGACAAACUAAUGCUAUACGAUUCCAUCCUGUGGAAAGGUGCAAGAAUCUGCUACCACCAGCUGUUCAUGAGCAGUUUACUGAUGGACCUCAAAUACAAGAAGCUUUUUGCCAUCCGUUUUGCGAAAAACUAUGAGCGAUUGCAGAGUGAUUAUGUCAAAGAUGACCACGACAGCGAAUUCUCAAUCAUUGACCUUUCGGUACAGAUAAUCACAGUGCCAUCACUUGCUCGGAUGUUGAUCACGGAAGAAAAUCUGAUGACAACAAUAAUAAAGACGUUCAUGGAUCAUUUGCGGCAUCGGGAUAUCCAGGGCAGGUUUCAGUUUGAGCGAUACACAGCCGUGCAGGCGUUCAAGUUUAGGAGAGUUCAGAGCCUGAUUUUGGAUCUAAAAUAUCUACUCAUCAGCAAGCCACCCGAGUGGACUUCUGGCUUACGCACAAAGUUUCUUGAAGGGUUCUUCGUCUUUCUAGAAUUGUUAAAGUGCAUGCAGGGAAUGGAUCCUAUAACUCGACAAGUUGGACAGCAUAUCGAGAUGGAGCCGGAGUGGGAGGCUGCCUUCACCUUGCAGAUGAAACUAACACAUAUCAUAUCCAUGAUGCAAGACUGGUGUUCUACUGAUGAGCAUGUUCUGAUAGAAGCCUACAAGAAGUGCCUGGCCGUACUCACACAUUGUCACAGCGGCUUCACCGAUGGAGAGCAGCCCAUUACUCUCACCUUAGCCGGGCAUUCAGUGGAGACCAUGCGAUACUGUGUGUCACAGGAAAAAGUUAGCAUUCACCUUCCAGUCUCUCGCCUUCUUGCAGGUCUCCAUGCUCUGCUCAGUAAGAGCGAAGUGGCGUACAAGUUCCCCGAGCUGCUUCCAUUUAGUCAAUUGAGUCCACCAAUGCUGAUUGAACACCCACUGCGGUGUUUGGUGCUAUGUGCUCAGGUGCAUGCUGGGAUGUGGAGAAGGAAUGGGUUUUCCUUAGUCAACCAGAUCUACUACUAUCACAAUGUCAAAUGCAGAAGAGAGAUGUUUGACAAGGACAUUGUAAUGCUACAGGCUGGAGCUUCCAUGAUGGACCCCAACCAUUUUUUGAUGAUUGUCCUUAGCCGAUUUGAAAUUUUCCAGAUAUUUGGCACUCCUGAUUAUGGGAAGAGGUUCAGGAAAGACAGCACAAACAAGGAUCUAGUGCAGCAGAAUAACACCCUUAUUGAAGAGAUGUUACAUGUGAUCAUUAUGAUAGUUGGUGAGAGAUUUUGCCCUGGCGUUGGGCAGGUGACAGUUGCUGAUGAGAUAAAACGUGAAAUCGUCCAUCAACUGAGCAUACGGCCCAUGGCUCAUAGUGAGCUGGUGAAGGCGCUGCCAGAAGACGAAAACAAGGAAACUGGAAUGGAGCAAGUGAUUGAGACUAUUGCACUAUUUAAAAAGCCAGGCCUGACGGGAAGAGGAUUAUAUGAGCUAAAGCCGGAGAGCGCUAAGGAUUUCGACCUCUUCUAUUACCAUUACUCAAGAGCAGAACAGUCAAAGGCUGAAGAGGCCCAGCGUAAGCUGAAGCGUCUCAGUGAAGAGGAUACAGCUUUGCCUCCUCCGGUGCCGCCUCCAUUUUGCCCUCUGUUUGCCAGCCUGAUCAACAUUCUCCAGUCAGAUGUCAUGCUUUGCAUCAUGGGCACAAUUCUUCAAUGGGCAGUAGAGCCCAAUGGAUAUUCCUGGUCUGAGGCCAUGCUGCAGAGGGUUCUGCAUCUGAUUGGAAUGGCGUUACAGGAAGAGAUCCAGCAUCUGCAGAACAUCAGCGAGGACAAUGUUCUCACCUUCACAUUCUCGGAGAAGAUCUCAAGACCAGGUGAAGCUCCAAACACGUCGCCCAGUAUCUUGGCUUUGUUGGAGACAUUGCAGAACGCAGCUCACUUGGAGGUUCAUAAGGAUAUGAUACGCUGGAUUUUGAAGGCGUUCGGAACUAUUAAGAAGAUCAGAGAAAGUUCUUCUUCAACUCCAGCGGUGGAGAUCGGGGGCAAUGUGUUGGAAGAGAACACUCGCGAUAAAGACAAAGCAGAGAGGAAACGGAAAGCGGAAAUUGCCCGGCUCCGCAAAGAGAAGAUCAUGGCCCAGAUGUCUGAAAUGCAGAGACACUUCAUUGAUGAAAACAAGGAGCUUUUCCAGCAGUCGAUGGAUGAACUCAGCGUGUCCGCAUCAACAUCUCAUGAUAACAGUGGUCCUGCUUUGCUGGACUCCAAGCUGGUUGCACUCGGCCCCCACCAGACCCGGUUUGGUGAACAGAGUCAGCUGGUCACUUGUAUCCUGUGUCAGGAGGAGCAGGCAUACAAUGUAGAAAACAAAGCUAUGGUCCUGGCUGCCUUCAUCCAACGUUCUACAGUCUUCUCUAAGAACAGAGCAAAGAUUAUUCAAUACCCAGACAACUAUGAUCCGCUCUUCAUGCAUCCAGACUUGGCUUGUGGGACACACACGGGAAGCUGUGGGCACAUCAUGCACGCUCACUGCUGGCAAAGGUAUUUUGAUGCUGUGCAAAUGAAAGAGCAGCGCAGACAGCAGCGUUUACGUGUACACACGAGCUACGAUGUGGAAAAUGGUGAAUUCCUCUGCCCCCUCUGUCAGUGCUUAAGCAACACAGUCAUCCCUAUGCUGCCUCCAGCAAGGAGCUUCUACCACAGGUUAGAUUUUUCAGAUCAACCAGAUUUGUCCGAAUGGGUAAAUGUAACAGGACAGCAAAUCAGAGUACUAAAAGAGCUUAAUGCAGAGAAGAGCAUGGAUGAACCAGACUCUUCCAAGCAAUCAAACGUCCCUGAAGGUUUCCGGCCUGCUUUCCAACCAAAGAACCCAUACUCAGAUAGUAUUAAAGAAAUGCUAACCACGUUUGGAACAGCAACAUACAAGGUCGGCCUCAACGUUCACCCCAAUGAGCAGGACCCUCGUGUCCCCAUCAUGUGCUGGGAAAGCUGUGCGUACACAAUGCAAAUUAUUGAACGCAUAUUAACGGAUGAAGAAAGACCCUUAUUUGGAAAUCUACCAUGUCGACAGGAUGACUGCUUGAAAUCCCUGACAAGGUUUGCGGCAGCACACUGGACUGCGUGUCCUCUGGCAGUGGUGCAGAAACACUUCUCUCGGCUUUUCCAGUCGAUCGUACUUCAAGAGGGCAGCGAAGAGGCCCCCAGCAUACUCGACAUUGACAUGUUCCAUUUAAUGGUCAGCUUGGUGCUCUCGUUUCCAGCAGUACAAUGCCAGGACUUUUCAGGGUACAGCUUGGGUAUUGGGGACCUGCAUCUUUUUCACUUAGUAACCAUGGCACAUAUCAUUCAGAUAGUGUUCACAUGCAGUCCGGAUGAAGAUGGAAUGGAACAGGAAUGCCCAGAUGGAGAAGAGGAACAAAUGGCAUUAGCUCUGUACAGGACAGUCUGCCAGUGUACUGGAAGCACAGCGACGAAGUGGUCCUCCGGUUGGCACCUGUGCAGGGCAAUAAAAACCGCAGUGCUGCCUUUCCUUAGGAGUUCAGCUCUGUUUUUCCAUUACCUAAAUGGUGUGCCAGCACCCACUGAAUUGCCAGGUAUGUUACAGAUUGACCAUCUCUGCAGUUUCCUCUUUCCCAGCAACCUCCUCAGCAUUUUUCAACAAAAUCCCCAAGUGACAGAUGCACUCAUCAAUAGUUGGUGUAAACACAAAGAUGUGACUGUUUUGGAUGCUGAACGGACGGCUAUAAGUUACCCACGAGAAUCCAACAAACUAAUAGAUCUGCCAGAAGAUUACAGCAGUCUGAUCAAUCAGGCCUCAAAUUUUUCAUGUCCGAAAUCGGGAGGCGAUAAGAGCAGAGCCCCCACGCUGUGUCUGGUUUGUGGUGCCAUGCUGUGCUCUCAGAGUUACUGCUGCCAGACUGACCUGGAGGGGGAUGAUGUGGGCGCCUGCACCGCACACACUUACACUUGCGGCUCAGGGAUGGGGAUCUUUCUAAGAGUAAGAGAAUGUCAGGUCCUCUUCUUGGCUGGUAAAACCAAGGGUUGUUUCUAUCCACCUCCCUAUCUGGAUGACUACGGAGAGACUGAUCAAGGGCUCCGACGAGGGAAUCCUCUUCACCUCUGCCGAGAGCGUUUCAAAAAGAUCCAGAAGCUUUGGCAGCAGCACAGUGUCACAGAAGAAAUAGGGCACGCACAGGAAGCAAAUCAGACGCUCGCUGGCAUCGAAUGGCAGCAUUUAUAAUACAGGCACAGUUAUUUUUUUUUUCUGUCUGUCCUUUUUAGUUUUCUUUUUUUUUUCUUUUUUUUUUUUUUUUAGCAGCCCCAUUUUCUUAAAAAAAAAA